AUGCUCAACCAACUGUAUAAGCUCCUGGACAACCGCUUUCCUGCAAAGUCAGUGGCCUACCCACCUACACGAUACUUCAACUUUGACUUCACCAAUAAGGUUUCUCACCACACAAGUCCUGAGGGACGAAAGGGUUCGCCGUCCACGCCGCACGACGUAUUUGUGCGCCACGUUCCAAACUAUCAUUCUGCCCCGACGACGCCAGCCACAGAUGCUGUCGCUUCGCAAAUCUCCGUAGCGGGAGGCGAAAUAGUUGAUGGUGACGGCUCGCGCACGCUCAAGUACAAUCUCCCCUCUCUGAGUUCUGGUCCUCGUCGUUCUUCGUUCCGUCGGGCUGCCUACAGACCUAAACAACCCAUCGACGUGAAACAGCCACAGAGCUGCACUGACACAGUGACGUUGAACCCCUCCAAUCUACCCCUGAACAAGAAGCUAGUUCCCAUCUUAAAAAAUUCCUCUAGUUACUGUUCCAACAAAGAGAACGAGAACAGCAGGACGGACAGCGACACAUUAGCACCUCGGCGUAAGCACCCGUCAAGGUUAAAACGCGACCAGAAGGACGGUGGAUCCAAUGCCCAGCAUACGAUUGCAUCAAGUCUGGUCAGAAAGCUAGCGCGUUUUACCGCUUCGCAGACAAGCGGUGGCGUUGUCGGGAACGGCGGCGGUCGUAAAAAGCGAUGUGACGGGAUUGGUCAGGCGGGAAAGGGACCUAUCGGCGCAUGGGUGGACCACCACGGCCCCGGCCCCGUGGACCGCCACGUCCCCUGCCACGCAUGGUAG
Dibothriocephalus latus is the source of this 780-nucleotide messenger RNA. NCBI's taxonomy places the organism in Eukaryota, Metazoa, Platyhelminthes, Cestoda, Diphyllobothriidea, Diphyllobothriidae. The record is from the annotation of a GenBank genome assembly.